AACACUGAAAAUGGAGUCUAAACCUUCAAGGAUUCCUCGAAGGAUAUCAGUUCAACCCUCCAGUUCCUCUUCAAGUGCUAGAACAAUGGAUGGAAGUAGAGGAAGCAGUCUAACUGAUACAUAUCAUACAAGAGACUCUUCACUGAGACUUGAUGCCGGAUGUCAGGAAUCCAAUCUGUUCCAUAAUUCCAGUAGAGACUGGGGAAUUGGAGAAAGAGGAGAAACUCAUGAAGUUCCCUGGAAGCUUAAUAGUUCUUCUCCAACUCGCUACUCGGGGACAAUUGAUCAUCCAUGGUCUGGAAGAUUUUUGGGAAGCAGAAGCAGAUUGUCUGCAUCUUCCUCCUCCUCUCCUUUUUCAUCUACUUGGUAUGGUGAAUCUGAGAACACUCAGGGAGCAUAUUCAAGAUUACAUAACCAGCAGCGGGAUAGUGAUUCAAAGAGACCGAAGCUUUCCUAUACAUCUACCUCUUCUGUGAGAAGUAAUGGCUUAAAUACAGUUUCAGAUUCCUCAUGGAGGUAUAAUCAAGUUCCUAGAUCUUCGUCAAUGGUACUCAGUUCUCUGGGAACUGAGAUAGUGAGAGAGAGGAGAGAGCUAGAAAGGAGAACAGAUCCAUCUGUUAGUAGUCUUGUGGAUUAUAGUCACAGGAAUGGUGACUUCACAUCUUCAGCAUAUCUGAACAGACCUGCCUCUUCAUAUGCACAGGGAGCAAGACCAAAAGAUAAUUCAUUGAGCACUUUGAGGCUGAAUACAUCCAUGAACCACCAGUUGCCUUCUGAACAUGAGACAUCUUUAUUCUCUAGAGUCUCCAGCAGGAGCUCUUCAAGAUCUAACUAUUCUGCAAGGGAAAUGGAACCUUCCCAAAGGAAUAUACAGCCAGAGUUUACCCACAUUGCCAUUAGAGAUGAAAUGCCUUCCCCAAGCAAUACUGAAAGGGUUUUGUCUCAAAGGUCACUCAGCGAGCCUCCAGCAGAUACUGAAGGAAGGCGUACAACCAGACAAUUAUUAUCUCGUUUAGCUUCUAGUAUGUCAUCUACUUUUUUCUCACGAAGGUCUAGCCAAGACUCACUAAAUACAAGAUCUGAUUCUGAAGAUUCAUGUGUUGUCCCAAGAGUUCAAACUGCUACUCAGUCUAGCACUAAUGCAACUGCACGUCAUGAAGUUCCGGGCAUUCAGACACCUGAAGCUUCUCAGGGAUUUAGCUUUCUUAGACGAAGAUGGGGUUUAUCAGGUGUUUCACAGAACCAUAGUUCUGAUUCAGAUGUUGAAAGUUACAGACAAGAGUCUGAAAGUAGAAAUACAGGAUCCUGGUUAUCAUCAUCUCUACGAAACAGAUGUACACCUCUGUUCUCCAGAAGGCGGCGAGAAGGAAGAGAUGAAUCUGCAAGAACCUCUACCUCUGACACACCUGGUAGAUCACUACACCUCUUUAGGAGAAGAGAGUCUAGCGAAGAGACUCAGCUUGAAGCACAGAGCAGCUCCUCUGGGGCUGCAGCCAGCACACCAGUACCUGCAGUGUCUAGCAGUCCUACAACUACUGCUUCCACACCAGAUUCAGCUCACAGUAUAAGAAAUUCUGGCGUAUCAGGAAUUCUUCCUGGCUCUUUAUUUCGUCUUGCAGUGCCCCCCUCAUUAGGAAGCAGCCUAUCUGACAACGUUAUGAUAACAGUAGAUAUUAUUCCCUCAAGUUGGAAUCAACCUGAUGCAGAAGAAAUUGACAAGUCUAAAAUAUUACCUUCAAGAGAUCCUGAAAGACUCCAGAAAAUUAAAGAGAGCCUCCUGUUAGAGGACACUGAAGAGGAGGAAGGUGACUUAUGUAGAAUCUGCCAGAUGUCAUCUACAUCUCCUACCAAUCUCUUAAUAGAGCCAUGCAAAUGCACUGGAAGUCUGCAGUAUGUUCACCAGGAAUGUAUGAAAAAAUGGCUGCAGUCCAAGAUUAAUUCUGGUUCUUCAUUGGAAGCAGUAACUACCUGUGAGCUGUGUAAAGAGAAAUUGCAUCUUAAUCUUGAAGAUUUCGAUAUUCAUGAACUCUAUAGGGCACAUGCAAAUGAACAAGCAGACUAUGAAUUUAUCAGCUCUGGUCUCUACCUUGUAGUGUUGUUACACUUGUGUGAACAACGCUUUUCUGAUAUGCUGGGAACUGCAAGUGAGGCCAGCACGCGUGUCAGGUUUAUUAACCUUGCAAGAACUCUUCAGGCACAUAUGGAAGAUAUUGAAACUUCAGAGGAUGAUUCUGAGGAUAGUGAUGCUGGCAGAAGUUUUGACACUGCUUAAUGCUGCAAGAAGCAAAUGGAAGUGCUGCAAAGAUGCUGAACUAGCAAGAAAGUACCAUCAACAUGCAUUUAUUCUUUGCUCUUUAGUAGGAAGCGCAAUGAAUAUUUCAAUAGUUUAAAAAGCAUUGCUGAACUGAGUCUACUGCUGCAUACCAGAACAGAAACAGUGAAUUUGAAAACUAUUUAAAGUGCACAAGCGUUAGAUAUACAAUGCUGUAUCCCCUUUGAGAUGGGAUGUUAUGCCUUGUUUUGAAAAAAAUAGAUUUUAAAUAUUUAAGGAAUCAUAUCUCCCUUUAUAUUAACUUCUUAUUGUAGUCAGGUUGCUGGAUUGGUCUAUCAAGUUUUUCUCUUCUACUGGUAAUUGUGUUUUGGGGUGGGGGAACUUAUUUACUUAUAGCAUACAUUUUCCAUUUAAAAAUGCUUAUGUUGUUGUUUCUUAUAAUCACUUGCUUCCAGUGUUAACAUAGGAUGAAUGGGUACUAUAAAAACUACAGUGUUCAGUUUCCAAAUUUUAUUUGAAGAGUGUUAAACUCAACAGCAAUAAGAACUUGCAAGGGGCUUCUAAUAUUUAAGUGUUAAUGAUGGCUUUUUAAUGUACUUAUUUGGAAAUUUUAAGAUUAUAUUUGAUAUUAUGUGGAUAUUCCAUUAAGGGAAAUAUUGCAGCUGU
Pelodiscus sinensis (Chinese soft-shelled turtle) is the source of this 2938-nucleotide messenger RNA. NCBI's taxonomy places the organism in Eukaryota, Metazoa, Chordata, Testudines, Trionychidae. The record is from RefSeq and is a predicted model, not a curated record.